Messenger RNA from Ichthyophthirius multifiliis, 731 nucleotides. Its product is annotated as ribosomal protein, putative. Gene Ontology annotation, molecular function: structural constituent of ribosome. The transcript is spliced from 3 exons. Gene Ontology annotation, cellular component: 90S preribosome; small-subunit processome; cytosolic small ribosomal subunit. Gene Ontology annotation, biological process: ribosomal small subunit biogenesis; translation; rRNA processing. The record is from RefSeq and is a predicted model, not a curated record. Lineage: Eukaryota; Ciliophora; Oligohymenophorea; Hymenostomatida.
AUUAAAAAGUAAAAAAUGGCACUUGCUAAAUUCCAUAAAAAAGAAAAAUUAACAAAACCUGAAGAAUUAGUAGGUUCUGCAUUAGUAGAUAUUGAAAACAACAAUUCUGAUUUGAAAACUUAUUUAAAAAGUGUUAUUUUGACUCAUGUUGAAGAACAUACAUUAGUCAAAGCUAACAAAAAAUAAAAAUCCGCUUUAUUAGUUUAUGUUCAUUUCUAAUCUUAUAAAGUUGUAUAAGCAAUAUCAAGAAAAUUAAUUAUUGAACUUGAAAAAAAACUUAAACAAAAUGUAUUUUUCACAGCUAAAAGAACUAUUGAAUCCAAAUGGGUAAAAGAACACAAAUCGUAAUAAAGACCAAGAAGCAGAUGUCUCACUUACGUUUAUGAUGCUCUUUUGGAUGAUUUAUUACUUCCAUCUGUUAUUAUUGGAAAGAGAGUUAGAGUGAGAUUAGACGGAACUUAAUUCACUAGAGUACAUUUAGAUUAAAAUGACAGAGAUUAUUUAGAAGAAAAAUUAGAUCUUGUUAGUGUUAUUUAUAAGAAACUCACUACACGUGACGUUAAUUUUGAAUUUAGAGAAGACAAAACUUUCUACACUUACAAAAAAUGAAGAUUUUAUUUUAUGUAUUUUUUUUCUUCUUUGAAUAUUUUGCUAUUUUAAAAAAAGAAAAAAUAUAUUUUAAUUUUUUAUGUUUUAUUAGUUAUGUUAAUUACAAUAUUUUAUUUAAAUUU